ACCUGGCUCGGGAACCAGUAUCACACACAAUUCAAACGUUCGAUCGAACACAUCACAAGCUGUGUAUUACAGUAUUCUAACCAACCAAUCAAACCAAAUCCAGCAACCAUGAAGGUCGCCGUUGUUGCCGUUGUUCUUGCUCUCGCCGUCGUGUCGGAGGCUGGUGUGCUGCCAUGGGGCUGGCCAUACGCUGGUCUUCCUGCGGCUGUCCCGGUAGCUUCGUGGCCACCGGCAGCGAUCCAUGCCGCCUACCCAGCGUACGCUCCACAUGCCGCCAUCUUGGCUGCUCCACAUGCCGCCAUCCUGGCCGCUCCUCAUGCUCCGCUGGCUUCGGUUGCCCAUCAUGGUGGUGUUGUCCCUGGAGCUACCUCCGUCACCGCUACCCGUGGUGCCGUCCAUGUUGCUCCUCUGCCCGGACAUGCCGUCUCGCAGCAGCAGCUGAACCUGGCACCGGCACCGGGAACCAUCUAAGUCGAAAGGUACCAAUAUCAACCGGAACACAUCAUCCCAUCUGUGCGCCCGUCGUGCAAUACGCUGAACAAGUGAUAACAUACUCAUUAGCUGCUAAGUAGUUCGUUCGUUUGCGAUCUGUUCACGUUUCUAUUGAUUCCUGCAAAUGUUUGAAUAAAUGCAAGAAUGCAAAGCAUUUUACGAAAAAGAA
Molecule: messenger RNA, 661 nt
Organism: Anopheles funestus (African malaria mosquito)
Lineage: Eukaryota; Metazoa; Arthropoda; Insecta; Diptera; Culicidae
Product: adult cuticle protein 1-like
Exons: 2
Coding region: 109-471 (120 amino acids)
Source: RefSeq, a predicted model, not a curated record